Messenger RNA from Raphanus sativus (radish), 1032 nucleotides. Its product is annotated as glutathione S-transferase T3-like. The record is from RefSeq and is a predicted model, not a curated record. The transcript is spliced from 2 exons. The coding region runs from base 1 to 1032 and encodes 343 amino acids. NCBI's taxonomy places the organism in Eukaryota, Viridiplantae, Streptophyta, Magnoliopsida, Brassicales, Brassicaceae.
AUGUCUUACUUUCCUGGUUCUGGAACCGGUUCGUUAGUGGACUUACUUAGUUCACAAACCCAAACAGUUUCUUUUGGAAGCUUUCCAUCUGUAGCUAGUCUAGGAACCGAAGCUUCAAACCCUCAUGGAGUCACUCCUGCUGCGCCAAAACAACGAAGGAAAUGGACACAAGAGGAUGACAUUGUUCUCAUCAGCAGCUGGUUGAACACGAGCAAAGAUGCAGUGGUGGGGAACGAGCAAAGAGCAGGAACCUUUUGGGACCGAGUUACUGCAUACUAUGCUGCAAGUCCUCACGCUGCUGGCUGCUUGGCGAGAAAGACUGGUGACUGCAAGCAGCGUUGGCACAAGAUCAAUGAUCAUGUGUCCAAGUUCUGUGGAUCAUACGCAGCAGCUACUAGACAGAAAAGCUCCGGCCAGAAUGAAGUUGAUGUUCUCAAACAAGCACAUCAUCUUUUUUUUAUCCAUCACAACAAGAAGUUUACUCUAGAACACGCAUGGAGGGAGCUGCGCUAUGACCACAAGUGGCGUGACAUUACUAAUAAUGAUGACAAUAAGAAAAAGAAGAGGAAGAAUGAGGAAGGUGAGGAUUCAGUUCCCUCUGAAGCAAGUGGAAGCAAGCGUCCACCGGGUGUGAAGGCUGCAAAGGCUGCAAAGGCUGCACAGGCUGCAAAGGCGAGUGGAAAGAAGCCUGUGGUGCAUGAGAUCGUCGAUGUUGACAAGUAUGAGAGUAUGUGGACAAUCAAACAGCAAGAUUUGGCCGCCAAAGAACGGUUGUCUAAGACUCAUAUGCUUGAGAAUCUCCUUGCAAGACAAGAUGCCUUAGCUGAUUACGAAGAAGUCCUCAAGAAGAAGCUUAUCAGUGAUUUGUGGGAAGUACAUAGAGUUCUUGUCUUUUUGUUUCACAAGACAAGUUCACGAGAUAUCUUAAUGGAGGGAUGGAGGGAGUACAAGUUCACGAGACAUGGAGGGAGUACAAGUUCAGGAGACAUGGAGGGAGUACAAGUUCACGAGAGAUGGAGGGAGUACAUGUAG